Molecule: messenger RNA, 3279 nt
Organism: Aureobasidium melanogenum CBS 110374
Lineage: Eukaryota; Fungi; Ascomycota; Dothideomycetes; Dothideales; Saccotheciaceae
Product: P-loop containing nucleoside triphosphate hydrolase protein
Exons: 3
Coding region: 1-3279 (1092 amino acids)
Biological process (GO): cytosolic ribosome assembly
Cellular component (GO): cytosol; ribonucleoprotein complex
Molecular function (GO): ribosome binding; GTPase activity; GTP binding
Source: RefSeq, a predicted model, not a curated record
AUGCCUGUCGUCCCGCCCGAGAAGCUCAUCAAGCUUCAACAUGCCGCCGAUGGCAUUCGAAACAUUUGCAUCCUCGCUCACGUUGACCACGGCAAGACUUCGCUGUCAGAUGCCCUUAUUGCCACAAAUGGAAUCAUUUCUCCAAAGCUGGCUGGCAGGAUACGCUAUCUCGACUCGAGGCCCGAUGAACAACUCAGAGGAAUCACCAUGGAGUCUUCGGCCAUCUCCUUGUAUUUUUCCCUCUUGAAACGCUCUGCUCCAGAUGCUGCCCCCGAGCAAAAAGAAUACCUUAUCAACCUCAUAGACUCUCCCGGACACAUAGAUUUUAGCAGUGAGGUCUCUACUGCUUCAAGACUGUGCGAUGGUGCCGUAGUGCUGGUAGAUGCCAUCGAAGGUGUCUGCAGUCAGACUGUUACCGUUUUGCGACAGUGCUGGAAUGAAAAGCUCAAGCCUUUGCUUGUCAUCAACAAGAUGGAUAGGCUGAUUACCGAAUGGAAGAUGGGGCCUCAAGAAGCCUACACACAUUUGAACAAGGUUAUUGAACAGGUAAAUGCUGUCAUGGGUAGUUUCUUCCAAGGAGAACGUAUGGAAGACGACUUGCGCUGGCGCGAAAGAGUCGAGGAGCGCGUGAGUGCAAAAUCUACAAAGGACACUGUUGUCGAUGAUGAUACCUCUGUCCCUGCCGAAUAUGAGGAGAAGAGUGACGAGGACAUUUACUUUGCUCCCGAGAACAACAAUGUCAUUUUUAGUAGUGCCAUAGACGGAUGGGCCUUUACACCUCGUCAAUUUGCCGCCAUCUACGACAGAAAACUCGGCAUGAAGCGCGAGAUUUUGGAAAAGACCCUCUGGGGCGACUUCUACCUUGACCCGAAGACUAAACGUGUGCUCGGGAGCAAGCACUUGAAGGGCAGGAAUUUGAAGCCCAUGUUUGUCCAACUCGUCCUCGAGCCCAUCUGGGCUGUAUAUGAAGCAACCACAGGCGGAGACCAUGGAAAGGGUGACCCGGCUCUCCUCGAGAAGAUUACAAAGUCCUUGAACCUUACCAUUCCCCAACACAUCAAGCGCUCACGCGAUCCUCGUGCUUUGCUAACCACGGUAUUUGCAAAUUGGUUGCCGCUUUCUACUGCUCUCCUCGUAUCGGUGAUAGAACACUUGCCUUCUCCUGUCAAUGCUCAGGCAGCCCGCAUCCCCCCACUUCUGGAGGCAUCACCUGGCUUUGAUCACAUCGAUCCAAAGGUGACCACGGCCAUGACAGAGUCUAGAAAGUCAACAGAAGAACCUGUUGUCGCAUAUGUCAGUAAGAUGGUAUCGGUACCCGAGAGUGAACUUCCGAUCAACAAGCGACGUGGCGGUGCGCUCACUGCAGAAGAAGCUCGCGAGUUGGGUCGCAAGAAGAGAGCUGAAAUUGCCAAGGCACAAGCUCUUGCGAACGGUGAGAAUACAGAUGUUGAUUCUGUCGCUGAUGCUCUUAGCACGGUGGCUAUUGGGGAGGACGAUGACGAUGCCGACGCCGCUCCCAAUAAUGAUGAGGAAGCAGAGCAAGAAGGCAGAGAACACCUGAUUGGUUUUGCACGAUUGUAUUCUGGCACUUUGACCGUUGGUCAGGAAGUAUAUGUCCUGCCGCCCAAGUUUACUCCAGCCAAUCCCAGAGUUGCACCUGAACCCAAAAAGGUUACAAUCACUGCCUUGUACCUUCUCAUGGGUCGUAGUCUGGAAGCUCUCAACUCUGUUCCUGCGGGCUCCGUUGUUGGUAUCGGUGGUCUUGAGGGAGCCAUCUUGAAGUCGGGCACUCUAUGUUCUCAACUCGACGGCGCACCCAAUCUCUCGUCAUCAUCUGCUAUCAGCACAAAUGCUCCCAUUGUUCGCGUUGCAGUCGAGCCUGCAUGGCCGGCAGAUCUGGACAAGAUGGUCAAAGGCUUACACUUGCUUGAACAGGCCGAUCCUGCAGUCUUGUAUGAGCAACUAGAGAGUGGCGAACACGUUAUUCUCACUGCUGGCGAGUUGCAUCUGGAGCGUUGCUUGAAAGAUCUCCGCGAACGUUUCGCGAAAUGUGACGUUCAAGCGGGAGAAGUCAUUGUGCCUUAUAGAGAAGGUAUCACCAACUACGUCGCUUCAUCAACCACGGAGAACAGAGAAGAGAUGAAUCCUCCAAAGUACCCCGACCUAGGAAGAGGCAGAGUCGAUGUUGUCACUACGAGUAAACAGAUCACAGUGCGUCUGAGUGUACGACCUCUACCCGAGUCCGUUACGCACUUCCUUGUCAAAAACACGGCUGCAAUCAAGAAGCUCUAUUCCGAAAAGAAGGCAGUACAACAAGAUUCCCCUGCUGUUGCAGAACAGGCCGACGAACAAGAAACCGAGCAUGAAGCUGGCAACGAUGUUGGUACUGUCGAGUCGGGUCGAACACUGUCCAUGGACGAAUUCAAGGCUCAGCUGGGUGCAGCAUUUGCUGAACUCAAAGGUGAAAAGGAUAUUUGGCAAGAUGCUACCGAAAAGAUCACAGCUUUUGGACCUCGCAGGGUAGGACCUAAUGUUCUCAUUGAUGCCACCAAAGGAGGGAUCUGCGGAAAAUUCCUACGUAAUGUACAAGACGACAAUGACGAGUCAAACGAAACAGACACCCGACCUGAGCAAUUACGAGCUCAAGACUUUGUCGACAAGGUCACCUAUGCCUUUCAGCUUGCUACAAACCAAGGCCCUCUCUGCAAUGAACCCAUGCAAGGCGUCGCUGUCUUUGUUGAAGAUAUCACCAUCAACAAGACUGACGACGAGCAACAGAAUAUGGGCCGCCUCACUGGUGAAGUGAUCAAGUCUACCCGAGACAGUAUCCGUCAAGGCUUUUUGGACUGGAGUCCCCGUCUGCUCUUGGCCAUGUACAGCUGUGAAAUCCAAGCUUCCGCCGAGGUUCUGGGGCGUGUGUAUGCAGUCAUUACCAGACGCCGCGGUCGAAUCAUCUCCGAGUCUCUCCUCGAGCCCUCGCCCAACUUCACCAUUCUGGCCUUGUUGCCUGUUGCAGAGAGUUUUGGUUUCUCGGAUGAGAUUCGUAAACGAACUUCGGGUGCUGCCAGUCCUCAACUUGUCUUUGAAGGCUUCGAGAUGCUGGAUGAAGACCCCUUCUGGGUGCCCAGAACGGAGGAAGAGAUUGAAGACCUUGGUGAGAAGGGGGACCGAGAAAAUGUUGCCAAGCGAUACGUCGAUGCUGUCAGAGAGCGCAAGGGUCUGUUCGUCCAGCGAAAGGUUGUCGAGCAUGGAGAGAAGCAAAAGACAUUGAAACGUUAA